AUGUACCGCCAAAUAAAAUUAGCUCCGGAAGAUCGGCAUUUCCACAAGAUACUUUGGCGCGAGAAUCUAAAUGUCCCCAUGUCUGCAUCCUACCUGGCCAUCAAAUCACUUCACCAAUUAGCGGAUGAUGCAGGCGCCCAGUUUCCCCGCGCAGCAACUGUACUGAAAUCUGAUUUCUACGUUGACGACCUUUUAACGGGAGCCGACACGGUAGAGGAGGCUACUCUAGUUCGCGACCAGCUAAUCGAGUUAACAAAAAAGGGUGGCUUCGAAUUAAGACAAUGGUCGUCAAGCAAUGUAAAGCUGCUACAAUCCGUAACUGCUUACAAUGAAAGCGACUGUACAAACAUAAUUGCAGACGAAUUUAGAAAAACGCUUAGUCUGUACUGGAGCCAGGUACACGACACGCUCGGUUACGCGGUGAAAAGGCAUGAGCCCCUUAGGCAGGUAACAAAGCGCGCCAUACUGUCACGCGUGGCUCAACUUUUUGACCCGUUAGGUUUGUUGGGGCCCAUUAUCGUCAAGGCCAAAAUAUUCAUGCAAAAGCUCUGGCAAGUAGGCGUGAACUGGGAUGAAUCCAUUCCAGAAACGUUACAUACCGAAUGGAAAGUUUUUGAAUCGCAAUUGAAAAACAUUCGGGAAUUGUCAAUACCGCGCAGAAUCAUCUGCGAUAAGCACAUCGAGUUGGAACUACACGGGUUCUGCGAUGCCAGUGAGAAAGCGUACGGGGCAUGUAUAUACAUGCGUUCCACUAACACAUCCGGACAUCACUUCGCGUAUUUAGUCUGCUCAAAAAAUAGUGUCGCGCCCCUAAAACUACAAUCUUUACCGUGCCUAGAAUUAUGUGCCGCGGUACUACUUGCAAAAUUAUUUAGCGCCGCGGAAAAAUCCCUCAAAAUAAGAACAAAACAGAACGUUUUUUGGACAGAUUCAAUGAUUGUAUUACACUUUCUAAAAACCCCUCCUCACACCUUAAAGGUAUUCGUAGCGAAUCGUGUGAGCGAAAUCCAGCAAUCAACGGAUGAGGGUCAAUGGCGUCAUGUUCCGUCGCAGGACAAUCCAGCUGAUUGCUUAUCGCGGGGUGUAGAGCCGUCGGAAUUAAGAAAUAUCAAUGAUUGGUUUUCCGGUCCUCAAUGGUUGCGACAAGCAGAGGACAAAUGGUCGUUUAACGCGUUGCUACCUGCCGAGGUGCCGGAGCGCCGUACCGUAGUGUCCCUGGCUACAGCCACUCCUACAAUUCCAAUCAUAAACAGAUUUUCGGCCUUGGGGCGAUUAGAACGUACCAUUGCAUAUUGCCUUCGAUUCCACCAUAUUUUAAAGACUAAACAAAGGCAAACGGGACCCCUUAGCUUAGACGAGUUGAAACUCGAGCGGCAAAGAAUCCUAAAAUUCGUUCAACAAACAGAAUUUGCCGAUGAUAUCAAAUCACUAAUCAAAACACCACAUUCAUACAAGGGUAAACUUCGAACAUUAAACCCGUUUUUGGACGAAAAGGGAAUUUUGCGCGUGGGGGGUCGCAUCAUCAAAUCCGAUGCUACGUACGAUGCAAAGCACCCAAUCCUCAUACCGGCAAAACACCAUCUCACGGCCCUGAUCAUUCGCCACGAGCACCUGCGGCACUUCCAUGCAAGCGUCUUAGGCACCUUAAACGCGGUUCGGCAGAACUAUUGGCCAAUUAAUGGCAUACAAGCGGUGAAACGGUGCAUUCGUACCUGCGUAUCAUGCUAUCGGGCAAACCCGAAAAUAACAAACUACCAAAUGGGCAACCUACCCAAAGACCGCAUUACCUUUAACCGUCCAUUUUCAAGGGCUGGUAUCGAUUACUGCAGCCCAUUUUUUAUAAAGGAAAAGCGCGUACGCAACACCAAAACCGUAAAGGCAUAUAUAGCCGUAUUCGUGUGCUUCUCGACGAAGGCGGUACACCUUGAAUUGGUCGGCGAUCUGACCACAGAUGCAUUUUUGGCGGCCCUCAAAAGGUUUUUCGCGAGACGGGGAAAGUCGUCCGAUAUUUAUUCGGACAAUGCGAAGACAUUCGUCGGUGCUGAUCGCGAAUUACGCGAAGUGCACAGCUCGUUCAGAGCCUCAAUCACCGACAGCGUCAUACAACACUACGCUAUCAAUAAUAACAUCACGUGGCAUUUCAUUCCCCCGCGCGCGCCCAACUUUGGUGGAUUAUGGGAGGCAGCGGUCAAGCAGGUAAAACGCCACUUACUCAGAUCCGUCGGGAAAACCCUGCUAACAUACGAGGCCAUGACCACAUAUCUCGCAGAAAUUGAAGCCAUACUAAAUUCUCGCCCACUCAUACCACUAACAUCCGAUCCGAACGAUUUUACCGCCCUUACGCCCGGUCACUUCCUUAUCGGCGACUUGAUCACCAGUAUCAAUGAGUCGAACGUUACGGAUGUUCCAACAUCCAGACUGACAAUGUGGUAG
This is a messenger RNA of Colletes gigas, 2433 nucleotides long. RefSeq lists its product as uncharacterized. The transcript has a single exon. Gene Ontology annotation, molecular function: nucleic acid binding. Bases 1 to 2433 code for a protein of 810 amino acids. Lineage: Eukaryota; Metazoa; Arthropoda; Insecta; Hymenoptera; Colletidae. Gene Ontology annotation, biological process: DNA integration. The record is from RefSeq and is a predicted model, not a curated record.